This is a messenger RNA of Nasonia vitripennis (jewel wasp), 5411 nucleotides long. Its product is annotated as maestro heat-like repeat-containing protein family member 1. The record is from RefSeq and is a predicted model, not a curated record. The transcript is spliced from 19 exons. The coding region runs from base 527 to 5326 and encodes 1599 amino acids. Lineage: Eukaryota; Metazoa; Arthropoda; Insecta; Hymenoptera; Pteromalidae. Gene Ontology annotation, cellular component: cytoplasm.
UAGGUAUAGAGUACAGAGCAGUGUAUAACACAUCCAUUACGCAUAACCUCAUUUGAAUAAAUAAAGUCUCGGACUAUCAUUGCAACAAAAUGGCCAAUAUAAAAAAAUGUAUCCAAGGCAUCUACCAUGACCCUUUCAAGUGGUCGCUAGUCAAGAGCAUAGGAAUAUUUGCUCUAGGUGUCAAAAUUGCCCUAGAGUGCAAAGGAAUUGACCUCAUGGCCUCACCUGCAAGCAUGUGAUUAAUGUCUUAACAACUUAUGCAUUUGCAAUGUACAUAAACAUACAACUAUAGCGUUAGUCAUGCUUCUUUUGAAGACCUUUCUUUCAUAAUUAAUAAAUGAUUUUGUUUUAUUGCGUGCAUUUACAUUUAUUACAAGUCCUAAUAUCAAGAAAUUGAUUCGCGCCUAUAUACCUAUACACACUUUCGUUCCUGCAUAAAGAGUCGCGCCCCUACUCUUGGCUCCGCAGCAGCUGGUGAUAAGGAAACAAACAGUAAACAGCUGACAAGUAUUGAACGAUUGUCAAAAUGCUGAAAGAUGCGAACGAUGAAGGAAAUAAUUGCAAUUCUGAACUUUCAGUUUUAGCUGUUGUAGGAGCGCUUUUGGAUACUUUGAACGAUAAAGAUGAGACUGUACAGCAAUCUGCUAUCGAGUCCAUUAGAAAGAUAUCGCAAAAGAAACCUGUUGUUGUUAUACAUGCUGCUGUUUAUUUUUGGGAGCUGCAUCGAAAGAUGACAGAAGUUCACUUGGUUGCUCUCUUAAAAAUGAUGACAGAUAUCUGUAAGGAUCGUAUAACAUCUUUGGAUGACACUUUGGCAACUUCUGUCGCUGAUUUGGCCUUAGCAGAACUUGGCAGCGGGGCCACUAGCGAACAAGCUUCCGAGCUAAUAGUUGCCUUGAGUACAACUCAAUGUUCGCAAGCGAUAGGAGCGUUGAUAAUCAAAUUUCAGCCAAAUGUGAUUCCGCAUCAUACGAUAAUCAGAGCCAUAGGAAUGAUAGCUAUGAAAAAUUCUUCGGGGAUGCUUCCAUUUAUAAAAGUGACUCUCAGUGUAUUGGUGCCCAUAUUACCCGACAUGCACAACGAUGAACCCCUGAAAUUGGCAUCAACUUUCACUCUUGGAAAAAUAUCAGAUGCAAUCAGCGAUUGUCUGACAAGCACAGAGAUCAUUUCUCAGGCAGGACAGCUAAACAAGGAUAUGUUUUUUGACGAACUUUCAAGCGCUUUUGAAGUUUUUACAUAUAGCUGGCUUCGGACUAGUAAAAGUUUGAAUUUAACAAACAGCAUUUUGACAUCACUAGCUUCGAUUUUACCUCUUUUGCCAAAGGCUUACGAUGAAAAAUUAAUCGUUAAACUUACUCCUGUUUUAUUAAAUUUCUGUAAAAAGUCCAGUGUGAGAUUAGCUGCGUCAAGGAUGCUUUCGUUGAUUCUCAAUGCGGCGAGCGCUGAGGACGUGAAAGAACUGGUUCGACCCAAUUUAGAACAAAUACAUCAAGUACUUUCAGAUAUAGUGAGCGUUGCUCCUUUUGAAGCAACAAGAGAUGCCUUGUUAACUCACUAUGAAGUUCUGCAGUGUUUUCGCGCUGUUGUAGUAUUGUACCCAGAAGAGGGAUUGGAUAGGAUUUUACAACAAUUAAAAUCCCAAAAUCUGGUACAACGUUCCAGAGCUCUAGUUGUGCUGAGACAUCUCAUCAAUACAUUACCAGCAGAAGCGAUAUUUUCGUUGCAGGACGAUGCAGCUUUACAGAGAAUUGCUCUGAGUCUUCAAGAUUCGUUGCUCCAGGGAGAUGUUUGCUGUACUAGACAAGUAAUCGGAGCUAUCGUAGCUUUAGCGGCAAGGCCAAGUUUACCCCUUUUACCUUCCCAGCGAUCGUCCUUUAUAAAAUUCAUGGUUUUACAUUGCGGUUCAAAGCAGAGCGAGGAGGCAGAUGCCUGCGACGAAGCCCUACACCUGCUUUCGAGUACAGUUGAAGGGGCAGAAACAUGGCUUUGGCCUUGUUUGAUCAGAGCCCUUCUAGACCAAACAUACGCUGCCUCAGUUGUCUCGAUUUUACGAGCUUUGACUCCACUCGCAGCGAAGAUUAUUCGCAGCGAUAAGAGUGAGAAAGAUUUUCAAAGCAUCAAGGUGCUGGCUCGCUGUCUAGAGCUGCUGGAAGACGAGCGGAACCGUUUGGCUGUCGUAACGUUCUUGAGAAAGUUGAAGUCAGAAUGGGACAGCAAGCUGGCCGAGCUAUCCAAGUUUCUCGAGCGUCAGAGUUCGACGUUAAUUUGGGAAGAGAGGAUCGUGGAAUUUGUCGAAGAAACCGUCCAUGCGGAAGGCGAUGCAUGGGCCCUGGAGCUGGCUGACGAACUUGUGGCCAAGAGAAUGACGCCGUCGCUCUCGAUAUUGAUAGCUGCUGUCGCUAGCAACGUGAGCCACGCGAGGCUCUUGAUCGAGCUCGCGCGCACACAUAGCGUUAACACGACUGGACAUGGACCCGUCGCCGGGGAGUACGCUCGAGCUGUUGGUAUCUGCGCAGCCAAGCCGCACUUGUUGGACCUAGUCCUCAGCAUAAUGGAGGAAUCGUGCAAGGUCGAGGACGCGAGAAAGCAGCCGGUUAAGCUUCUUGGCUUGGUCAAGGACGCGAAGGCUGCGGCGAGCAACGAGGCUGCCAAAGCCGGUCUUCUCCGAACUUACGCAGAGAUCGCGAGAAAAGCCGACGCCGCGGCUCUAUUUCCUGCUCUCGAGAAACAGAUUCUGCCUUGGAUUAUCAGACAACUCGCCGACUGUAAAGAAUACAGUGCCAAGGAAGCCGGCCUCGUCGCUUUGGAACAAGCAGGUGAAGCUGUCCACCCCAGACGAUUGGCCAACUCGCAGGGUUGUCGUGCCCGCGGUCACGGCCUCGCUACGCUCCUCGGACUUUUUCAGUCCGCCUCCUCCGGCUACAGACCAUUGCAACUCUAUCCUUUGAUUUUAAGAGCCGUCAUCUCUUUGGUACGAGUACCUCCAGAAUUGACCAGUGAAGAGAAGAAAGUACUUCUCGAGACAACAAUGGACAAAGUCAUAGCGGCUAGUUCAGAGAUUGCAGCAGCAGGCGUAGUGAAGGUUGUCGAAGCUUUGAGCAUCAUCAGCAGCGAAACCGUGUCGGAUUCAGCUGACACCCUCGCUUUGCUGGUCGAUAUUCUCUUACCAUGGAUGCAGUCCAAGUCAGCUGCAGAGCGCAGAAGUACGUUACUCGUGCUUCGAACUACCCUGAGGUCGUAUCACGAUUCCUUAAAGUACACGUAUCCCGGAGGAAAGCUGGAACCAGGCAAAUUGCUCGGGAGAUUUUUGGCUUGGAGCGCGGACCCGGAACCGAGUCUACGGCCGCUAGUCGUCGAUUGCGUCUCCCUAGCCUUGAACAUCGGCGCCAGGCAUCGACACUCGGACAGUGAUUUGCAUCUAGCUGAUUUGAGCGAAUCGAAGCAGACGAUCGUGAGCGAGGAUUCCAAGCUGCUUUACGAGGGAGUCAAGAGUUUGUCGAUCGCUGCUUGCGAGAGGGUGGCGAGCGGCGAAGUAGCCAGUUUAGCCGAGGGUUUGGUGGAAGGAUUGCUCUGUAGAGGUGAAGGAGGAAUCGCUUCUGGUAUCGCCCUAUCGGAGCUGUUCAGAAUUCGCGGUUUCGACAUUCCGAGGGCGAAUCUCUAUCUGAUUGAUAGCAUCAUUGGUCAAAUGAGACAGAUGGACAACGCAAGCUGCAGGAAGGGAGCUGCAAAUGCAAUCAGAUCGCUGAGCGCGCAUUACGCUCAAGAGAUUGUCGAGCAUCUGUUGCACCAGCCACUACCCCUGGACAGUGGUACCAAAGAGUGCUGGAGAGAGCUCGGUAAAUCCGAGGAAAUCGGAUCUCAUGCUCUCGAGACGCUGUUGGCUAGACUGGAAACUGGUGGUGACUGCAGCCCUCUCGCAGACUGCUGCAACAGUUUGCCAGCUCCUGCAGCAGAUAGCGGAAAGCGUUCCACGGCGCCGUUCUCGUCGUUGGCAGCGAUCGUAGCGGUCGGACAGCUUUUGGACUCGAGCACAGCUGAAUCGCUGAUCGAUCGACAUCUAACGGACUUGCUCGCCGUUCUUCUCAAGUAUUUGGCAGGCUGGCUGCACGUAGACCCCCCCAUGUCCAUCAUCAGCACGAAAUUCGGCUUCGUGCCGAAUCGCGAAACCUGCAAAAUCAUUCCGCACCGCGAGGUCGACGGCGUUUUGUCCAAGAUACUGAACAUCAUUGGUAACGGUGACCAAUCUCAAAUGCAGGUUCAGCUAGUGGUUGCUGUCGAUACGAGCGCCGCUGAGACGGAGGCCGAAGAGCACUUGGUCGGCAUCGUGCACGCAGUAGUCGAGUGCCUGGUGCAAUCGAAGCGCGAGGACGCGCUCUCCAAUUUGUCGAGGUCCAUAGGCAAGCUAGUGACUAGUACUUUGGCUGCUCAAAGAGUGGUCGCGGUCGCGUUCUACGCUGAGCUCAUCGGCAGUAAACUCAACUGCGACGUCAUCUGGCUGGACGCGAUCAUCAACGCGCUGCUCGAAGCUAAAGCCGAUUCGUCUCCGCUCGUGAGAAAGUUGGCCACUAUCGGUCUCACUCGCGUGGCCUGCUUGCAGCCGAAGCAGGUCGAGGAGUACCUGGACAGCUGCUUGGCAUCGCUUCUCGAUGGCUUGGAAGAGCCGUCCGGCGUCGAGGGAAGUACCGAAGUCGUGCUCGAAUCCCUACGCGGACUUUCGAUCCUGCUGUCCGCAGCGAAAACUGAAAAGCCGAUAAGCCCGCGCGUUGUGUUGGCACUGAAGCCCUUUCUGGAGAAGGAAAACUGCUGCUGGGAAAUGAGUUUGGCGGCUACAAGUGCCUUGGGAGCUAUGGCCAGGGGUUGGCAGAGCUUUGUCCUGUCGCCCGACGACGAUGCCACAGAUCACCUGCUCGGUUGUCUCCCAUGCCUCGUGAUCAAGCUGGAAGACGCGAAUGUUGCUGUCGCAGCGGCAUCCAGGGAAGUGUUGUACGAUUCGGCGAGCCUUUUGCAGUGCAAAUCCUUGGCUCACAUCAUCCACUCGUAUUUCGGUGCCGCCGAUAGCAAGCCGAACAUUGAAAACUUUAUGCGGGAGCUGAUCAAUUGUUUAAAAAUUGACAUGCCACAAAGGGCCGAAGAAUUGAGAAACGCCGUAGUACGCGGGUAUUCGAGAUCGGAAAAUCCGGUGACCAGAGCCACGUCCGCGCUUAUACUGGGUUUGUUUGGCGAGCCCAGAGCGGAAGAUGUCCAGAGAAUGCUUCAGCUGUUGCGCGACAAAGAGAACUUUGUGAGAGCGCGAGCUGCCCGCGGUCUGGCCCUCUGUUUCACCUGAUCUCGUGUAAAAAGCCGUUUAUCUACGUUAAUCGUUAUGGAUAUUUAUUAUUAUUAGUCUAUGUAAAUAAAAGUAUCACAUUUCA